AUGGGUAACGAUCAGUCCCGCACCCGAGACAAUAAGGAAGAGAUAGAAGGCCCUGCCGACUACUACGAGAUCCUCCAAGUCGACAUAGAGGCCACCGCCGAGGAGAUCAAAAAAUCGUACCGCAAGCUUGCUCUAAUCAAUCACCCGGACAAGAACCACCACCGUGCGGAGGAGGCGACUAAGAUCUUCGCAGACCUGCAACAGGCAUAUGAAGUCCUAUCUGACCCUAAUGAACGAGCGUUCUACGACCGCCAUCGUAACGAUCAUAUUGAGACUAACGACGACGACUUCUACGACCAUGUCCGUGCGGGCGACUCGGGAGUCGCGGACCCCAAAUCCAAGUUCAAUAGGCGGAAGCGCGGGGAUCCCGGUGUCAAGAUCGACCAGCUGAUGCGAUUCUUUGACCCCAAGCUGGCGCGUAAGAUGGACGACAGUGCAGAGGGCUUCUACUCCGUGUAUAGGACACUGUUCAACGUCCUUGCCUCAGACGAGGUGCUGCACACUCCCGAGGGAGGUGUGCCAGUGCAUUACCCUUCCUUCGGUGAUUCCACUACGCCUUAUGCCCCACAACCCGGCCUUACCAAGGCGGAGAAGGCGCAGUCGGACUGGGCACGUGACUUCUACACCGCAUGGGGCGAGUUCACGACUGAGAAGCGCUUCGAAUGGGUAGAAAAGUGGGACACGCAUCGCGCCGAGACGCGCGAGAUCCGCCGCCUUAUGGAGAAGGAGAACAAGAAGGUCCGCGAGGACCACCGCAAGGAGUACAUCGACACUGUUCGGACACUCGUCUCGUUCAUCCAGCACCGCGACCCACGAUACAAGGCUUACCAGGCUGAGGUGAAGAAGAAGAAGCCUGUUGGCUCAGGAACUUCCACGCCGCGACGCGCGCCUCGUGUCGACGCCGAAGCGGCCAAGCGGCGUGAGGAGGAGCGUAUGCGCGCGGCCGAGGCGUUCCAAGAACAGGAAUGGCAGAAGGUCAAUGUUGCAUCGGAUGAGGAGGAUGAGAUAGACGAGUAUGCCCAAGAGGGCGAUGGGACGGGCAUCCGGAUGGAUGAUGGGGAGGGCGGUGAGAUUUUCGAGUGCGUCGCGUGCAACAAGACGUUCCAGAGCGAGGCGAGCUGGUCGAAUCAUGAGCGUAGCAAGAAGCACAAGCAGUCGGUGUGGCGCAUGGCCAAGGAAAUGCGCGCGGAGAACGCGGGCUUUGACGAGGACGACUUUGCCACGCCCUUGGAAACGCCUGCGGAGGAGUUCGGAGAGGCCGAGCUCGAUGACCAGGAACUGAUGCUCGAGUUGCUGCAGCUGGAGGAGCUUGACUUGUUGGAGGCUGAAGAGAAGUCGAAAUUAUCUGCCAUGAAGGAGGCAAAGGCGCGGAAAGAGAAGGCGAACCUUAAAGACGGGUUGCUCUCCGAGUCUGAAUCCAAGCAUGAGCCUGAGCCUGAACCAGAGGUGGCACCUGUGCCACGUAAGACGAAGAAGGAGCCCUCCAGGAAAUCAACACCCGUCAUCGACGACGAAUCGGACGCGCCCUCCACCGCGGAGCCUCAGAUGUCGAAGCGCGAUAAGAGGCGGCUGCGCGAGGCGCGCAAGAAGGAGGAAGCCGAAGUCGCCAAGGAGAUGUUCAAGGAGAAGCGGAAGGAGGCGAAGAAGGCCGUCAAGGCUGGCCUCGUUCCGCCACCCCUGACGACGAAGGAACGCGAGAUGGAGCGCACAGAGAAGCAGUUCGUGCAGCCGAAGCGGAAGGGAAAGAAGAAUCAGAAGGAUGAGAAGGUCACCGUCAUCACGGACGAGGACGUCGAGCGUGCUGUGGCCGAUGUGCAGAGCAUGCGUGAGAAGCUGGUUGAGAAGUGGGCCGAAGAGUGGAGUGCCUUAAUCGAGCGCCUCAGGCCUCUGUUAUUCGAUAGCGCGGAGAAGGAGCUCGGGAUCCUCUGCCUCGGCCUCGGGAGACCGUACGGCGACCGCACGGCCAAGAUUCAGCUCGCGCUGGCUCUCGAACUUGCAUCGGCCCUUGGCGCACUGCCAUCUUCCAUCUCGGCUUUCGACCCUGUCUUCGACGAGGGUGACACGCGUGUCCUCACGUCCCUCUCCGUCACCAUCAUCACCGACAACCUGCGUGGCGAGCAUGAGCUCACUGACAAGCCGACGCUGGUGUACAUGCCACACUGCAGCAAGGCGCUUUACGAGUCCUUCCUGGCCAAGAAUUACUCCACGCGCCUCACCUCGGGAAUUGUUCUCCUGGGUAACGACUUGGGAGAGUAUCUCCCCGGCUUCGUGCGUGAAACUCCGGGACAGGAGAAGGAGGAGGACGAGUUCCAGAAGCCCAAGAAGAAGCGCAAGGGCCGCGCCGCGCCUCGGACAUACGAGGACAGCGUGCUGCGCCGUCUGGUGCCGCACUUCGAGAUUGCUCCCCUCUCCGACUUGCCAGAGACGAACUUGCCCGGCUUUGCGCGCGCGUUCCUUAGUCUCGCGUUCCAGUGGCUGCCUGCGGAGAAUGCGGAGAAGGUGGAUUGGGAGACCCCGCUGCCAGCUGUGCAGUGGCCCGAGGAUGGGGAGGUGGUCUAG
Messenger RNA from Cutaneotrichosporon cavernicola, 2559 nucleotides. RefSeq lists its product as uncharacterized. The transcript is spliced from 9 exons. The record is from RefSeq and is a predicted model, not a curated record. Gene Ontology annotation, cellular component: cytoplasm. Gene Ontology annotation, molecular function: zinc ion binding; nucleic acid binding. Bases 1 to 2559 code for a protein of 852 amino acids. NCBI's taxonomy places the organism in Eukaryota, Fungi, Basidiomycota, Tremellomycetes, Trichosporonales, Trichosporonaceae.